GCUGGCCUACGACAACAGCGCCGCACUUUAUUUUUUGGCUUCCCACAUGAACUGAGUCUACGCACGACCUCUACUGAGUCGUCGCGUUGCCAUUUCACCGCACGACACUAAAACUCGCACACAUGAUGACGAAACGAUUCUGAGUAGACGUACUAAUUCCAACUACAAGAAACACACCAGACCAUGUCGGGCGGCGUGAUGGCAGUGGACUUCGCCAAGGAGUUUCCGCGUGUCUUUCACGGGGUGGAGUACAUGGUCAAACUGGCCGCCGACGACAAAAGCUUUUCCGCGCGGAUCGAGCAAACCGACGGUUCCCAGCAGGUAUGGAGCGCGACGUUCUCUAUGGGACUCUCAAACGUGACAUUCUCAACUGUUGCAUGAUUUGUCAUGCAAAAUGACCAUGACCCGCCAGACUAUCAAGCUGCUUCGCAUGACAAAUUCCCGGAGGGCUAAAUAGCACUGUAAUCCGCACCAAACCUGUAAUGCAAGACGCGCAAGGGUCUCCCUCUCACCUGUGCUAGUCUUGCAUUAUAAAUUCAUGUAACUGUUGAGAAUGUAACGUUUGAGAACGCCAUACUCUCUUCCUCGUUCCUCGAAGAGGUCACCCGGCGCACCGGGAACUUCAAGCCGUAUCGAGAGGAAAAAUCCCCCCUCCCCGUAUCGAAAAUGUAUGUUUCCGAAAAUUUGUCUUGCUGAUUUGAGACCACAGAUCACAUAUGUCUUGCAAGAAGACAGCUCCACAGGCUCCGCCGCAUUAUGCAGGCGGUUUGUGAUGCUGUUGGGCCUAUAGCAUAGACGUUUCUCAUGCUAAACGCCUAGGCCACAACCUCUCUACUCAGGCUUGGCAGGAGCCUGCAGUCCUCUACUGCAAGACAGACCUGAUUUGUAUACGCAAAUCCAGCGUCAGAAACUUCCGUUUGGUAUGGGGAGGGGGGGUUUUUCCUUGUGAUAAGCCGUUUGCGGUCUUCGCGAAGAUGAUUCUCACAGCGGCAGCCGAAGAGGCGGCUCUUGCGGGGAACACCUCUGUCUACUUGGACGUGCUCACUUCCCGCGAUCUGGAUAUGCUCCGCCAAAGAGCCGACCGUGGCCCUCCGAGUAUCUUUUUUCGUGCUGAAUUUUUUCACGCACGAGCGAAAGAAGCUUCCAUUGACUAUCACGUGCAGCUGUUGAAUGUAUGAUUUUCUACAACUUACAUUCUCACUUCUGUUCUGAAACAAGAUCUGAUCAUCACAGCCACAAAAUGAUGAGUAUAGACGUUGCGUCUGCGACCCUUCUUGAAAUCAAUCAUGUUUGACCCUCUCAGAUGCGAGUCCUUCUAGCAGCCUAGCGCCCAACAAUAAGCGGUACCUGAUUUUGACUUAUACCGGGGAGUUCGACAAGGUCCAUUACCCGCUCGCCCUGACCGCCGAGGACCCGCCCCAGGACCCGGAGCAAAUGCGCAAGACCAUUCAGCACCUGAAGGAGCAAGUGAUGGAACUGAAAAAGCGUAGUGUGGUGCCGGCGGCAGCUUCGUCUGCAUCCUCUACUGCAAAUAUCAACCAAUCCGUGGUUGCCGACCAGAGCGGUGCGGGGGGGCACGGGCAGAGUGUGUUUCGGAUGACCAACGACACCAUGUCGCAAUACACGAACGCCCGAUCCUAUCCCUCGUCGUCCAGCAGCGCGGCUAGCCAGUCGGACGUAUCAAUGCACGCCGUGGAUCAUCCUUUGUACCACCACCAGCAACCCCCGCAGUCCUCGCCCCUGUCGGAUCGCAAUCUGAACGAGCCCCACAUGGUGCGACGAAUGGAACAAGAGCUGCAGCAACUCCGCUACUCCUUCGACGAAGCCCGGUCCGAAAAUGAUCGCCUGCGCCAAGCGCUGCAACAGCAAUCAUCCUCGCAAAAUAAAGGAGGACUCUCGUCUGGUGCUCUAGCUGGUAUAAAAUAGACGAACGAAGAAAGUUGUGACCGCGCCACUUCAUUGAUAUAUUCCUUCCAGCAUUCCUUUUUCUUGUGAUACAAGUGGUACAGGUAGCGCACUGCUGCCGGCUGCAGGAAGGACGUUGACGUCCACUCCCAGAAAUGAUUUUUUGCCCAUGAUUUUUUGUGGAAUUGUGUGUCGCGUACCUGAUUUUUACAUGUGGCUAACGCGUAUUUGCUUUUGCUCGUCCUCGUCAUCCCCAUCUAUAACACGAAGUCGACAUGGAAUUAUCUGAUCUUCAGGUGGCGUGGAACAGAUCCGUGAGUUGAAGCAGCAGCUUUCCCGCCAGCAGCUCGAAGCCCAGGAGAUGCGCCAAAAACUCUUACUCGAGCAUCGGAAGGAAACAGAGAACCUCCGGAAGGAACUCACAUUCGCCAAGAACCAGGCGAAGCGACUGGAGGCGACGACGAAGCGGCUCCAAGCGAGUAACGAUGAGCUGCGCCGCGCGCAGCUGCAGGCGCGGAAGAACCAACUGUACCAGCACGUGCCCAGCAGUGGCUACGGUAACGGAAGCAGUCGCCCGGGUAGCGCCCGAGGAAGCGCGUUCAACUCCCCCCACCGGUCCCGCGCAGCUUCGCGUGCGUCCAGCGUCGCGAGCAGCCGCGAACCCAGCCCCGUGCGGUCUGUGGCGUCGUCGACGAGAACGAGGCGGACGAUGCCCGAGCCGCGCCACUCCUCGUCCCCUGCUAGUAGCGCGCGGUCAUUCUUCGGCGAGCGACGAAAUUCGAACCCAGGUUCGGCAGGAGCUACUCGUGGUGGAGGAGCAACUGCAUCGUCCUCUCGUGGUCAACAUAUGAUGAAUUCCUCCGCGCGGCCGCCGAUACAACACAGAAGCCCAGCGUCUCGAAGCGUGCGUUCCAUCAGUCCCAGUGCCGGCGAUCGAGGGCCUGGGAUGCUCAUGGCACAUCCCAAUAAACGACCGCCAAGCGCGGGACGCAACGCUCACCCGGCACCGCCCACAGGUAGAAGUAGUCCAUCGACGUCAAACCAGCCGCGCAGCCAAGCCAGCAGGCCCCCUGUUUAUGGAGAACGAAACACCUACCUGGGUGCAUUGCCACCUACUUCGUCAAGUGGUGGAGCUGUAGACCACGCGUCAGCGAACAACGCGGGCUCAGGCAUCAGCGUGAACAGCAGUUUCGACCACGGUGUUCCGAUUCCAGAUUUCGUUCAUCCCGGAGCUGCCAGUCGAGGAGGUGAUCAACAUGAGGGGCGCUAUUAUAAGAACGGGGGUUUCGACACCGGCUCUACUGCCUCUGACCGUGGCGAGCGAGGACCACCUCCCGGUUUGUUUGUGACCUCCAUUGGAAGUGGGCGUGGUGGUGCCACAUCUUCGAGCCCGCUAAGCUACCAACCAGAUCCCGCUGCUGUGCGUGCAGUGGCCAACAAAAGCCCUGGACAUCGCGGAGCAAGCGCAGGCCGGGGGCGCUCUCCGAGCAGCCAGCAAGGGUGGUCGCCGAGGCAAACCUCACCGUACCACAGCGCCGGAAUCGCGAGCAUGCGAGGACCUCCAAAAAACAAUAGCAGGCCUGGUAGUGCAAACGGCCGACGGGGAAGCAGUCGCGACGGUGGCGGUGGAGGGCAGAUGGAAGUAGUAGGUGACAGUAAUUCUUCUCCCUACCGCUACAACCGGCAGUCACCCUACGCCAGUCCCGGGCUACUUCAGAAACCACCCUCGUUUCGCACGGGUAGCUGCUCCCCGCGACGGCAGCAGAGCGAUGUGGACGCAAGACUGAACGCGCUGCAGCACUUCCUGCGAAGCAACCAAACCACCGUCCCACCCGCGAGUGGCUGAGGCGUGAAGGCGUCCUGAGAAAGUACUCCUAACGUACCGUCGCUCGCGAAAGGAAAAGACGAAGACCGGGAGAGCAAGCAGGAGAACGCAUGCACAAUCUUGGAUAAAAGCCGCCAUACUAUACACGCGUAUGCCAAUCAGCUGGACGAGUUUUGCAGUUUUUUUUUACAGUGGCUUCGCAAAAGUCGGUGAUCUUGAUGCUUCGACGGACGAGGUGUUUUUUCAAUAAUUGUGUAGGUAGGCGGUGCCAUGCAUCGCCAUGGUCAUGGACUUGGACUUCAUUACACCUGCAUGCUAAGCUACACUUUGCUAUUGUCAGCCAAAGACGCGUGGCGGGGAAAAUGUGAAUCUUUAUCUUGUGCCGGGUGCAGACCGCCUCAAGAAAAAAGUGUGAAAU
Amoebophrya sp. A120 is the source of this 4148-nucleotide messenger RNA. The record is from the annotation of a GenBank genome assembly. Lineage: Eukaryota; Dinophyceae; Syndiniales; Amoebophryaceae.